This is a messenger RNA of Syngnathus acus (greater pipefish), 4679 nucleotides long. It is a transcript of the gene midn, whose product is annotated as midnolin. The record is from RefSeq and is a predicted model, not a curated record. Gene Ontology annotation, molecular function: protein binding. Lineage: Eukaryota; Metazoa; Chordata; Actinopteri; Syngnathiformes; Syngnathidae. The transcript has 8 exons. Gene Ontology annotation, cellular component: nucleus. The coding region runs from base 179 to 1879 and encodes 566 amino acids.
CUCUUUAAGAGGCGACUCACCAACGAGCGGGCGUUCUUGACACUGAGAGAGAGGCACUGUUGACUGGAUAGCUUCAGAAGCAACGUGCUCAAGCGACUUCGACCACCUUGUGGAUAAUUCAUUUCGAUCCCAUUCCUUAUUGGGAAUUCGCUGCUGACCUGUUCGGUUCGUACCUUACAUGCCAAAGCUGGGGGAACAAAUUGGACCUUUUACUUCCACGCGAAGCUUCGCGGUUCUUGCCACGGUCAUCGGUUAUCGGAUGGACCAGCAUCCCAGCGCCCGGAGCUGCACCAGCCGCGGGGCUUCUUCGUCCUGCGAGGCCGCCCCCGCCGAGCCCUCCAUGAACCUGCAAAUCCACUCCACCACCGGCACCCGCUUCGAGCUUUCGCUGCCCCAGGAGGAGACCGUGGACGGGCUGAAGAGGAGGCUGUCGCAGCGGCUCAAAGUACCCAAAGAGAGGCUCGCCCUGCUGCACAAAGAAACCAGACUAAGUUCGGGGAAACUCCAGGAUCUUGGCGUCUCUGAUGGGAGCAAGUUAACACUCGUACCGACCGUCGAAGCAGGAUUAAUGUCUCAAGCGUCAAGACCCGAGCAGUCAGUAAUGCAAGCCUUGGAGAGCUUAACCGAAACUCAGGUCAGCGAUUUCCUGUCUGGCCGCUCCCCCCUCACGCUGGCCCUCCGCGUGGGUGAUCACAUGAUGUUCGUCCAGCUCCAGCUGGCAGCACAGCAGUCGGGAGGUCCGCAGAUCCAGCACAGGCACCUUAUCGCCCGGGGCAACUCGGAUGCCACAAUGGGCCAGCCCGCAGGACAACCUUGUAACCCUCAAGCGCAGUCCCCACUCCCUCAUCAUCCACACAACCCCCACUUGCCUCAGCCGGGCCCCUCCGCAUCCUCUCCCACAAGCGCCUCAACCUUCCCUCUUCCCUCCACACACCACCAGUCCCUGCCCCCCAUGUACCACCAGUCCCCAUCGUCGGUUCCUCAUUGCGGCCCGGCCACCCCUCCUCCACCUCCUUCCCGCUCCCCUCGCACGUCGUCGCAUGUCGCCGGGAGUCUGUUCCGCUCUCCUCCCCAUCAUCUGCGGGACCACCACCACUACCACCAGCCUUCUUCGGGCCAGGCCGGCCACAACCCGGCCAGCCCCGUAGCCCCCGUUUUGUGCCCUGAGGCCAGCUGCAGCACCAACAGCCCCAGUAGUGGCACGAGUUCCUCGGCGCGCUCCCGUAAACCCGGCGCCAUCAUUGAGAGCUUUGUGAACCACGCUCCUGGAGUCUUUUCAGGGACCUUUUCAGGCACUUUGCACCCCAACUGCCAGGACAGCAACGGGCGCCCCCGGCGAGAUAUAGGUACCAUCCUUCAGAUUCUCAACGACCUCCUGAGCGCCACGCGCCACUACCAGGGCAUGCCGCCGUCCCUCACCCAACUCCGCUACCAAACCCAGUGCGGCACGCCCGGCUCGCCGUCCCCGUCGCCGCCUCCCUCGCCCCCGGUGGUCGGCGCCACGGGACUCUCAGCCAAAGCUACCUCGGUGCCCGCCGUCAACCCUAGCGUCCCUCCGCCGACCCUUCAUCCGCUGGUGCAGUGCCAGAGCCAGAUCCGCAUGUGCAAGCCCCCUGGCGACCGAGUCCGGCAGACGGAGAACCGCGCCACCCGCUGCAAAGUGGAGCGUCUGCAGCUACUGAUGCAGCAGAAGCGCCUGCGCCGCAAGGCCCGGCGGGACCAGCGCGGCCCCUAUCACUGGCUGCCCAACCGCAAGGCGGGCCGCAGCAACAGCAACAGCAGCAUGUCCAGCGAGGGCUCCCUGGACCUGGACUUUGACGACUCCGUCUGGAAGCCCGACGUCAAGGCCGACUUGAAGUCCGAGUUUGUUAUGGCCUGAGAGGAAGAAGCGUGCUCAGAGCAAAGUUUAGGGGGAAUUGCUAGGAAAGACCCCCCCCCCCCCUUUUCCCCUCCUGGCAGACUUCAAUCCCAGCAUCCUUCACAGCAAGAGGACUUUGUCUGCUGCUUGGAUUUGGACUCAAGAAGAAACCUUGAAUUUGAGCUUAGAAGAAUUCCGUGGGUGGUGGUGGUAUUUUUGGACUUUCUCAUGCGUGCGCGCUCUGUACACUGACUACGAGCUCCAAGUGGACUUCCCAAUAGGACACAAGCACCAGAUGCCUCAGUGUGUACCCCCCCCCCCUCCCCCCUCCCCAAAAUGGCAACACUGCCAGACUCUUUGGAAUAUUGCGACGGGCAUUCUUUACUGAUCUCCAAACUCACUCGAGCAGUCCGCUUCUGACCUGUUACAGGCUGGUUCAAUGUCUUGUUUUGUUUGUUUGUUUUUUAAACAUACUAUUUUAUAAAGCAGAAAAGAAAAUGUAGCAUUGUUCACAAAGCAUUCAGGUUUUCAUAGAACAGUUCAAAACGUUGAUUUGCACAGAAUCUUGAUUUCUAACUCGUGUGCAGAAAUAAUAUGGAAGUAUUGAUAUCAACCUCAGCGAUCAGAGAGAUAAAAGGACGAACAGAAAGUGCUUUAGUUGGGGGAUUUUAAAAUCCUUAAAUAAAAAAAAAAAGCUAAUUAUGACAUUUAAUAAUAAUUAAAAAAAAUCUAUUUUUUAUUUCUAUUCCUCUCGCUGUUUUCCAAAAGCAGCGGCCCUUUGUGGCUUUGUGGUUGGGUACCAAUAAAUAUCCAUUCAGUCGUUCAUUCAGAAGUUUGUUCAUAACGGUCCAACGACACGCGACUCGCAACCCAAGUGGACCGUGUACAUAAAUGUGGCCAUUGGGAAAGAUUUUUUUUUUUUUUUAAGAGUGUAUGUUGCCCCCCCCCCCCCCAUAUUUGUUAUCUUCCCCCAAGUUUUCACUAAUUACCCCUUACAACCAUUUAAAGUCAUCCUAGCAAUUUUUUUUAUUGGCAAAAUGUGAUAAAUGUGUUAACUUAGUGCCUCCACCGGAACAUCCAUGAACAUAUCAGUUUUGCUGCUACACAAAAAAAAAAAAAGUGUCAGGCAGAGUUUUCUUUGCAUGCGGAUGGCGUGACGAUGAAAUGGAAAAAGAAGAGCAGAGGUGGAGGUUCACAUGCAUGAAUUUCUGGGGAAAAAAAAAAACCUGCUGCUUUUGUUCAAGUUUUUUGUCAUUUUUACUCGUGUAUUUGGGGGAGACGGGGGAGAAGAAAAAAAAAGACACGUGAAAGUAUUACCAACAAAUCAAAACAGAUGAAGUUAAGUCCCCCCCACUGAACAUUCCUGUUAUGUGACAAUGAAGUUGGAGCCCCCCCCACCUAAAAACUUUGAAGCUCCCCUCUCACGCCAGGACACCAUGGAUCACAUCCGGACGCACUCGCGGAGACUCGAGGAACUUUGAAUUAUCGAGCGCCCCGCCACGAUUGCACUCCCAAAAGAUUGCAGUGAGAGAUUACCAUUUUGUGUGUGUGUGUGUGUGUGGGGAGGGGGGGGGGGACCUCAUCUUUUUGUUAAGUGGCCUUACCUUUCACUAAGAAAUUGGGGACAAUGGGGACGGGAAUGUUUCUAUUUUUUUUUUUCCUCCCAACUUUAUCGCUAUGUCAUCAAGGCACCACUUUUGCACUGCCUGUAAAAACCCACAUUUGUCCGCCUUCAUUCAGCAUUUUUUUUUGGUAAAUGGCUUGGAAUGGGGAUAACAAGUCGGACCCGGAAUUUUCCACUUUUGGAUGAAGUGUCAGAAGCUCCAAAAGUAUUAGGAUGGCGUAGCCCGAUUUACACUGCAUGUAAAAACUGGUAUUUUGUGUAUUAUCAUCACCAACAUGGAAUGUGGGGACAAAGUCAAUUAAGUGAAAUUUCAGUUUUCGAAGCGUCAUUUUCCCACCCAUUUUCUACUGCAUGUAAAAAUUUCCUGACUCCUGAAAUCGUACCCGAUCAGUGUGGUUCAUUGCCUUGGCUGGGCUCCGUGUAAAAGGCAACGGCGGAUAAAUGCCGGGUCAUUUUGCAGGAUCUGCGUGAAAGAGGCCACGGAGCUUUUUGUUAUGUGUUUUCUAGCAGGUGGAGUCUCUAUUAUGUCAAGGCUUCUGUGCCUUAAAAUGUUGCCCUUGCAGUGUCAAUGAAAUAUUUUUUUCGUUUUGUCAUCCUCACGUCCCUGAAAACAAAAGAGGCUAAAUUUGAAACUGUUCCUACGCUUAUGACUUGGCACAAAAGAGCCAGAAAGGUCCUGUAAGGACCACAUGCACUUCUUUUCUCCUUGGAUCCAACAUUACCAAAAGGACAGUUUAUCCACCCGUCCCCUCGCCCACCUCCCUUCCGGUCAAAUUCUAUUUAUUUUCCUUUUGUAUAUGUAUGAACUAUACUCUGUGUGUGCCUCACUUCUGUGUGAAAUUGAAAAAGAUGACAAAUGAUGAUAGAGCAUUACAGAGGGAUACAAAAAAAAAAAACAUGACGUCAAUGAAAUUCCUGAUCGCGACAGUUUCAGUUGCCUGUUCUUACUUGUAGCCAACGAUUGAAAUUGAACCAGAUUCAAAAAUACAAUUUACAAUGUUCUAGCUCUAGACCAGUGUAGCACAUGUGUGACUGUAUUAAUUUAUGAAACCAAAAUGGUAACUGUGAAUUACGUAUUUCUUUGUGCAUUUUUUAAGUGGGGGGGAAAACAAGGCUGCAGCUCUUGCUCGUGUCUGGAUUUUUUUUUUUUUUGGUGGAAAUAUAAUGGAAACAAACCACGUUUCUCAAAAAAAAAAA